AUGGGAUCAUCAGGCGUCUUCGCAAAGACGAUCCUCAUCCCAGCCCUAAUAGCCCUAACAAUCUACAUCCUGGCCACAUGCUUAAUCCUCCCAAUCUUCCGCCGCUACCACCAACGCUACUCCCAGUACCUCCCAUUACACAAUAUAUCAGCCCACACCCUCUCCCUCCGCGACCGCAUAGCCGACGCCAUAAUGCGCUUUUUCCUACCUUCUACCUGGCGGCGCGGCGCGCACAUGGCUGAGCAUGAUACUAUCAGUAUCGACGACGAUGAGGGGGAGAUUCUUGUUGGGAUGGAUAUGGAUGCCGCUAGGCGGGAGGCGUUGGAACGGAGGCGUGGGUCUGUUGCUGAGGCUGAGGGGAGGUUGAGUCGGGAUUUGGAGGAGGGGUUUAUGGAUGAUAGUGAUGAGGAGGAUCACCAUGGUAGUGAGAGGCGUUGA
Messenger RNA from Penicillium arizonense, 438 nucleotides. RefSeq lists its product as uncharacterized. The transcript has 2 exons. The record is from RefSeq and is a predicted model, not a curated record. Lineage: Eukaryota; Fungi; Ascomycota; Eurotiomycetes; Eurotiales; Aspergillaceae. The coding region runs from base 1 to 438 and encodes 145 amino acids.